Molecule: messenger RNA, 3771 nt
Organism: Acaulospora colombiana
Lineage: Eukaryota; Fungi; Glomeromycota; Glomeromycetes; Diversisporales; Acaulosporaceae
Source: the annotation of a GenBank genome assembly
AUGGAAAAUGAAAAUCUGGUGAAUUACUUGUUAAGAAAUUUUUCGAUUUACCUGUCCAUAGAACACGGCGGCGACCCAAACUUCGUCUCUACCAAGAUUUCUCGCAUAAGAGUGAGGAAAAGAGAGGUUCCCGAAAAACCUCGUGAAUUUAGGAAAGAUGGGAAGGCUUCGGAUAAUUUGGAGCAUCAUGCCGUCGUCAGCACAUUCGAUUUAUUUAGCGUCGGUAUAGGUCCAUCUUCAAGUCAUACGGUUGGACCAAUGCGGGCAGCCAAGAUUUUUAUCACAGAUCUGAAGAACCAUGAAAUAUUCGAUAAGGUAAACAGAAUAAGAAUCGAUCUAUACGGAUCGCUCGCCUUGACCGGAAGAGGCCACGGAACGCCCAGCGCCAUAUUAAUGGGAAUGGAAGGUGAAAUACCCGAAGAGAUCGAUACAACCAAAAUAACUUCUAGGAUUGAGAAGAUCAAAGAAACUGAACUUCCUCAGCAUCCCAAUGGUAUGAGAUUUUUGGCGUUUGACGAAGAAGGCAAUCUCCUGAUCACUGGAGAGUUCUUCUCGAUAGGCGGAGGCUUCGUGGUGAACGAGACCACCGUCCAAAAACAUGGCGAUAACGUUUUUUACAAGGAAUAUGACAAAUCAUCCGUCGAUUUACAACGUGCGAAGCAAGACAAAGCUGUCACAUUUGCCGCACUGCCAUUUCGAAAUGCCGAAGAAUUGUUACAGGUUUGCAAAAGAGAAAACAUGACAAUCGCUCAAGUCGUUUAUCGAAACGAACUUCAUUGGAGAAGCGAGAGUGAGAUUCGUCGGAAAUUGAUGGACAUUUGGAAUACAAUGAACCAAAGUAUAAAAAAUGGAUGUUCGAGCGGCGAAGAGUAUUUACCCGGCAGUUUAAAAGUUAGAAGGAGAGCUCCGGGAUUAUACAGAAAUUUGUUGAAUAGAUCGGUCUCGAUCAAUGUGUUGGCACCACGCAAUAUCAUAGAGCCGCCGACUAUAGGGGAGAGCAAGGAAAUCAUCAAAUUUCUCUCGAAAAGUACCCGGAAGAAGCUAAAUUUACCGGCAUUGGAUUUUCUUUCAUUGUAUGCUAUCGCGGUGAACGAAGAGAAUGCUGCUGGUGGGCGCGUGGUAACCGCGCCUACAAAUGGUGCGGCCGGAGUAAUUCCUGCUGUGCUCAAGUAUUAUUUGGAUUUUAUUUCCGAGAAUCAUGAAAAUGAUAUCAUGGCAUUCUUGUUUACUAGUGCAGCAAUUGGUAUGAUUUACAAGAGGGGCGCAAGUAUUAGUGCAGCCGAGAUGGGUUGCCAGGGUGAAGUUGGUGUUGCAUGUAGCAUGAGUGCAGCAGGACUUGCUGCGGUGUUGGGCGCAACCCCAAAACAGGUGGAAAACGCGGCAGAAAUAGGGAUGGAACACAAUCUAGGCUUAACGUGCGAUCCAAUCAAUGGACUGGUGCAAAUACCGUGUAUAGAACGUAACGCACUAGGAGCUGUAAAAGCUGUCACCGCUGCUCAGUUGGCGUUGAAUGGUGAUGGAUAUCACCGAGUCACUUUAGAUCAAGUGAUUGAGACCAUGCGUCAAACUGGUAUUGACAUGAAAAGUAAAUAUAAAGAAACAAGUCAGGAUGUGGACGACGGGGAUACAGUGAUGGAUUACCUGAAACAAGAACGUGAAAGGGGUAUCACCAUAACCUCUGCUGCUAUUACAUUUGCCUGGAGGAAUCAUCGUAUAAACUUGGUAGACACUCCAGGUCACGUUGAUUUCACAAUUGAGGUUGAACGCAGCGUGCGCGUGCUUGAUGGAGCCGUCACAAUAUUGGACGCUGUUUCAGGAGUUGAAGCUCAAACCCAAACGGUCUGGGCACAGGCCGAUCGUUACGGUAUACCAAGAAUUGCUUAUAUUAACAAGAUGGAUAGGGUUGGCGCUGGAUUCGGGCGGACGGUUAGAGAGAUGGUGUAUAAGCUCGGCACUAGACCAUUAGUUUGUCAGAUACCUGUGGUAAAAAAGGACAAAGGAAAAAAUUCAUUUACUGGGGUGGUUGACCUUUUGGACAUGCAGGUGCUGGAUUGGGACAAGGACCCAAAUGGCUCUGUUAUUAGCAAGACACUGUUAACAGAGAAAUAUCCAAUGACAGAAUUGUUUAAAGAAGCAAUAAAAGGAAGAUCGAGUUUGGUAGAAGCUUUGUCAGAGAUGGACGAUCAACUAUUGGAAUUAUUGCUGGAGACCGAAGAUCCUAUGAAGAUCACUACAAAAGAUAUCAAACAGGCACUAAGAAGAGUUGUCUUGAAUGGAAAAGUUGUUCCCGUAUUUUGCGGUGCAUCCUUUCGUAAUAUCGGUGUUCAGCCAUUGAUGGACGCAAUAGUUGAGUACCUACCUUCUCCCUUGGAUCGUCCAACUCCCAUGGCUAUUUCGUCAGACGAUCGACCAGUUAACAUUCAACUGGAAGGGAACGAAAAAUUGUGCGCCCUUGCCUUCAAGGUCGUGCAUGAUCCUAACCGCGGUCCAAUGGUUUAUGUUCGUAAACUCGACAAUCGGAUGGCAUUGUAUAACACGAAUACAUGUAAAAAGGAACGAGUUAAUAAAUUGUUGCAGGUGUAUGCGAAUGAUGUGGAGGAGAUUCCAUCGAUCUCGGCUGGUAAUAUAGGCGUAAUUGUGGGUCUCAAAGAAACGAGAACCGGAGAUACCCUUAUACAGGUUAACGACACACGAAAAAACAUUAAAUUACAGAGCAUCGAGAUUCCAGCACCGGCAUUUUAUUGUGCCGUGGAGGCAGCUGGAUUAUCUGACGAAAAACCGCUCGAAAAUGCACUCAAGAAUGUAUUGAGAGAAGAUCCUUCUCUUCGUGUUCACGUUGAUCCAGACUCUGGGCAAACAUUGAUUAGUGGUAUGGGAGAGCUUCACUUGGAAAUUGUCAAAGAUCGUUUGGUCAAUGAGUACAAGGUUAACGCAGAAUUGGGAAAGAUGCGCGUGUCGUACAGGGAGACAGCAACAAUGGAAAAUAUUGAUUAUACCUAUCUAUACGAUCGCGAAAUUAUGGGAAAGAGAGCAAAGGCGAAGGUUUCCUUAUUCAUUACUCCUCUGCCUGAAAAUGAUCGUGGAUUGCCCGAAGAAGGAGGAAAUAGGAUAGUGUUUGAAAAUUUUCAGAAGGUUGAAGGCGUUCCGGAAACCGAACAGGAAAUAAAUAAUCAACAAAGAGCCAAAUUGUCAGACGAGGAAAUUGAAAGUGCACUGCGUACCGGAAUAAUAUCGGGCCUAUGUAGAGGCCCAAUUCUUGGAUUUCAAGUGACGGGACUUUUGGUAAAGGUACAUUCAAUACAAUUAUUUGGUGACGAAUCAACAAGGACAGCGAUUAGCUCCUGUGCAUCACAAGCACUUGCUCUUGCACUUAAAGAAGGAAAACCUGUGCUGCUCGAACCAUUAAUGAACGUAAAUAUUGAUUUAUCGGAAGAAUAUCUGGGUAAUGUCCUUAGUGACCUAUCCGGAACACGCCGCGGAAAUAUCCUAGGGGUAGAUACGGCUGGAGGUGCGUCCGAACAUGUUGAUCAAAUUACCGAGGUAUAUGCACCACCAGAUCCUACGUACAUCUCAUCCACCCAGGAUUCGGUUUUUAAAUCAAGAAAAGUGAUCCAUGCGCAAGCACCAUUGUCAACAAUGUUGGGAUAUUCAUCAGCACUGAGGUCGUUAACUGGGGGAACGGCAUCCUUUGAUAUGAGAGUUCAUUCAUUUGGGAUGAUGAGCGAGGAUCGAGCUAAAACUGUAAUUCGCGAGACUCUAGGUAGCUACUAA